Pipistrellus nathusii (Nathusius's pipistrelle) is the source of this 693-nucleotide messenger RNA. Lineage: Eukaryota; Metazoa; Chordata; Mammalia; Chiroptera; Vespertilionidae. The record is from the annotation of a GenBank genome assembly.
AUGGCGGCCUCCAGCUGGCUGUGCGCGGCCGUCCUCCUGCUCUGUGCCUGCGACCUGCUGCUGCCGGUGCUGCCGCCCGGGGCCCGCGCGGCCGAGGACCCGGCCGGGAAGGCCGGCGAGGCGGCCCCGCCGACGCCCAAGAAGAAGAAGAAGGACAUUCGCGAUUACAAUGAUGCGGACAUGGCGCGCCUUCUGGAACAGUGGGAGAAAGACGACGACAUUGAGGAAGGGGACCUGCCGGAGCACAAGCGGCCCUCGGCGCCCGUGGACUUCUCCAAGCUGGACCCGGGCAAGCCGGAGAGCAUCCUGAAGCUGACCAAGAAGGGCAAGACCCUCAUGAUGUUCGUCACCGUGUCCGGCAGCCCCUCGGAGAAGGAGACGGAGGAGAUCACCAGCCUGUGGCAGGGCAGCCUCUUCAACGCCAACUACGACGUCCAGCGGUUCAUCGUGGGCUCGGACCGGGCCAUCUUCAUGCUGCGGGACGGCAGCUACGCCUGGGAGAUCAAGGACUUCCUGGUGAGCCAGGACCGCUGCGCCGAGGUCACGCUGGAGGGCCAGGUGUACCCGGGCCGCGGCGGGGGCGGCCGGCAGCGGAACCAGACCAAGCCGGCCAAGGGCAAGAAAAAGGAGGACAAGCCCCGCGGCGCCUCCAAGGAGGACAACCGGGCGGGCCAGGCGCGCGAGGACCUGUGA